AGUGGACUUUCUAGUCAUGUCGACAUUUUUUUAUGAUAAUCUAGUCCUCCGAAGGUUCAUAGGCAAUGCUUCCUGGCAUCAUACUCAUAGUAACCGGAAGUCACUUGUGGGUCUCUGAAUUAUAUGGAAACCGAGGAUUAGAGUUAUACGUUGUUCCAGUUAUACCGGGUUAGAUCAUGUCUUCUGAAUCUAUUAAAAAACGUAAACCCAAAGUAAUUCGAACUGAGGAAGGAAAAAGAAAUCGACAUGAUGAGCAGGAGGGGCGAUAUUACAGCGAAGAGGCAGAGGUGGAUGUACGAGAUCCAAAAAUGGAUUACCAGCUGUACAAAGAAACCUGCCAGGAUCUACAGAGGCUGAUGUCUGAAAUACAGGAUCUGAAGAGCAAAGGUAGCAAAGAUGGGGCUGCAGAGAUUGAAGAGAAACGUGUUCAAAGCUGUGUGCACUUCAUGACUUUGAAAAAGCUAAACCGUCUUGCACAUAUAAGACUGAAGAAAGGACGAGACCAGACUCAUGAGGCCAAACAGAAGGUUGACGCACAUCACCUGCAGUUACAGAACCUACUGUAUGAAGUCAUGCAUCUUCAGAAAGAGAUCACCAAGUGUCUGGAAUUCAAAUCAAAACAUGAAGAAAUUGAGCUUGUGAGUGUAGAAGAAUUUUACAAAGAUGCUCCUCCUGAGAUCAGCAAACAAGAUAUUACAUUCAAUGACCCUCAUCAGCAGACUUUGGCUCGUCUGGACUGGGAGCUGGAGCAGAGAAAAAGGCUGGCAGAGAAAUACAAGGAUAGCUUGGCCAGCAAAGAGAAGAUCCUGAAGGAGAUAGAAGUGAAGAAGGAAUAUUUGAGCAGUCUGCAGCCUCAGCUGCACAGCAUUAUGCAGGCCUCACUGCCCGUUCAAGAAUAUCUGUCCAUGCCGUUUGACUGUAUGCACAAACAGUAUGAGAUAGCCCGUCACCUCCCAGCACCACUCUAUGUGCUGUUUGUACAGACCAGCGCCUACAGCCAGGCAUGUGCCCACAUGAAGAGUUCUGCCCAGCCCUAUAGGCAGGACAAGAAGUUGGUGGUUACCAUAGAAGGAAGUGUGGAAGAGGCAAGAGCUUUAUUCAAACCUCCUGAAGAUUCUCAAGAUGAUGAGAGCGAUUCAGAUGCAGAGGAGGAGCAGACAACGAAGCGAAGGCGUCCAACUUUAGGAGUUCAGCUAGACGAUAAGAGGAAGGAGAUGUUGAAAAAACAUCCACUGAGUGUGUCUCUGGUUGUCAAGUGUAAAGAUGGCAGUGCACUUCAUCUGGACUUCUACUUUUUAAUGAAUCUCAAUAUCCUCACUGUUAAGGCCAAAGUUAUUACAGCCAUUGAGCUUUUAAGUGCCAUAAGUGCAGGGGAACUUUUAAAUCCAGAUUUAAUGCUGAGCUGCCUUUAUCCUGGUGAUGAUGGGAAGAAAACGCCAAAUCCAGCCAACAGAUACCAGUUUGAUAAAGUAGGGAUUUUGUCGUUGAGUGAUUAUAUUUCAGAGCUGGGACACCCUUAUUUAUGGGUGCAAGCAAUGGGAGGAAUCGGCUUCCCCACAGACCAGCCUCAGCCUUCAAUUGCGGCUGACAACAGUCUUAGUGCCAGUCACAUGGAAAAGACCAUCAACCUUUUAAGGUCCCGGUUGCUCUCCCGCCUCUCUUUGCAUCGGCAGUUUGCCUCUCUGGAGCAUGGAAGUAUCCCAGUAUCUUCAGAAUGUCAGUCCCUGUUCCCAGCCAAAGUGGUAUCAAAGCUGACAAGGUGGAAUGUCAUCACCUAUGAGGAUUAUCUGACACUUCCUUACACUAAGGAUGUAGUAGAAUAUGGGCUAGCCCAAGACACUCAUCAGUACUACUCUUUGCUUAUCGAGAGAGGGACAGCUAAACUGCAUGCAGCUGUGGUUAUUAACCCUGGUUACUGCUCCAUCCCGCCUGUGUUCAGCCUCUGUCUGAACUGGAAAGGUGAACGGAGCUCAAGCAAUGAUGAGAAUAUCCGGGUCAUGGAGAGCGAAGUAAAUGUUUUCUUUAAAGAGCUGUUGGGCCCCCUGCCUGGCUUCCAACUUCUCACAAACCAGCUGCAGAGACUCUGCAUGUUGCUAGAUGUCUACUUGGAGACAGAACGUCAUGAUAAUAGUAUAGAGGGGCCCCAUGAGUUCCCUCCAGAAAAAAUCUGCCUGCGUCUAGUUAGGGGUCCUAGUCGUACAAAGCCUUUUAAAUAUAACCAUCCUCAGGGGUUCUUCAGUCACCGCUGAUCUUCUGACCCUGUCACAAGUCUCUUGGAUGUCUCACCUUCCUUAUGUAGAUGAUUAUUAGUGUCAGUAUACCUGUUAUUUCAUUAUUGUGUUCUAGACCAAAAUAAAAUAUUUUUCAACUA
Bombina bombina (fire-bellied toad) is the source of this 2371-nucleotide messenger RNA. It is a transcript of the gene THOC5, whose product is annotated as THO complex subunit 5. The transcript has 21 exons. Gene Ontology annotation, molecular function: mRNA binding. The coding region runs from base 177 to 2249 and encodes 690 amino acids. Gene Ontology annotation, biological process: positive regulation of DNA-templated transcription, elongation; mRNA export from nucleus. NCBI's taxonomy places the organism in Eukaryota, Metazoa, Chordata, Amphibia, Anura, Bombinatoridae. Gene Ontology annotation, cellular component: THO complex part of transcription export complex. The record is from RefSeq and is a predicted model, not a curated record.